Molecule: messenger RNA, 2712 nt
Organism: Naegleria fowleri
Lineage: Eukaryota; Heterolobosea; Eutetramitea; Acrasida; Naegleriidae
Exons: 2
Coding region: 1-2712 (903 amino acids)
Molecular function (GO): protein binding
Source: RefSeq, a predicted model, not a curated record
AUGGUCAACUCAGCGACUUCUCAAUCCAUCAGUGAUGAUAAACUACUGCAAAGCUCCUCUCAAGAAAAGGUUGUCCUCCAAUUAUUGUCGGAUGAUUCCGAUGACUCUUCUUCAUGCGUUUCUUCCAUCGUGGAUGAUGUUGCUGCUUCUUUUCAACCCUCCUUCAUCUCUAUUGUAUUUUCAGAGUAUGAGGAUGAGAAGGACCAUCGCGUAGAGAAACAAGAUCCCAAAAAGAAGACGGAAGAAGAAAUGGACCAAUCUCAUCGUCAUUUGCUACUCCUCAACGAUCACAAAGCACAAACAGUCGCUCAAUCCACGAUUGCAUAUUCAUCACCACAACGUUGUGAAGAGCGAAUAUUCCUUAGUACCUCACCCCCUCUUACAAAAACUCCCUCUCAAACGUCAUUGUCCGUCUCAGGAGGUAAUGGUCCUCAUCGAAGAGUUUCUAAAACUCUGGUCAGUCUUUCAAAAUGUUUAUUGGGAGAUUCAAAUGCGUUGAAGGUUGGAAGUCAUAUUGCUGAACGGUCGCCAUCGCCCUGUUUUGAAACUGGAUCAAGCUCCUUUACAGAUCAUUCAUUUGCAUUACCUCCCGAUUUGUUUGAAGCAGUGACACCUAGGUCACCCAACUCACCCUUUCAAGUGGCCACAUAUACAUCUUUUGAGAAUGUCUCCACAAGUCCGCUUCUUUCUUCGAGUGGAAAUAUUGAUGGAAAAGACCUCAUUGACCGAUUGACUCAAAUGAUCAAAAACAACGAAUUGAAAACCAAGAGUUCAAAUCCACCCAUUUCCUUUUCAUGUGACUAUGGAUCAAGACCAAGUUCCCCUACUUAUUUUGAAGAAAGUCGGUCUCCAUCUUCUCCAAGUCCUCAUAACAAGUGUUAUAACUCCCCUACACCUUCCUUACACUCAUGCGAUUCAUUUGCAUCAAUGAAUGCUGAAACGGUUCCAGAGGAAUUGUUUGGACCUCACGUGGUGGAAUGUGUUCUCAAUGAAAUGCUAUGGCCUCAAUACUCAUUUUGUACAUUGUGCCAUUUAGCUGCUAGGUUCAAUAGCGUAGAGGUGUUAGGUUGGCUCAAAGAUUGUUGUUGUGACGAAAAUUGUCAAACUGGUUCUUCAGAACAUCGAACGGCCCCAACUUUUGAAUCUCAAGCGUCACCAAGCAUCAGCAUAUCAACGACAAAUUCCCCAACAAUGAAUGAUAACGAUGUAAGAAUUCAAAUUAUAUCUUCAUCUCCUCCAAGGCUGUCUCUUGCAGUCAACAUUGAUAGCCAUUCUAUUCCAACAGAGUUUCAUGAUAUUGUAACUUGUAACUCUGCAAAGGCAAGCUUUUCAUCACAAACAAGUUUGAUAAGCGACGAGACAAAUACCUUGACUUGUAGCACCAUUCAUCCUUUUACCUCAAUCCAAUAUCAAGAAGAUCAAACCAGUCUCACGAACGUUCACACCCAUUCUCAAGAUUGCAUUAGCAGACAAAAGAGUUUAUGGACAACACUGGAUAGCAUGUCAGCCUCACCACUUCUGUAUGCAGUUCAAUAUGGAGCUCAUGAAGCAUGUGUUUUUCUUUGUAGCCAACCUGCUGUUCAAAGUCAAAUCAAUUUUACCAGGGAUCGAUUUGGAAAUUUGCCUAUUGUCCUUGCUCUGAAGAAAAAAGAUUUCGAAUUGUGUGAUUUGUUGCAACUAUUUGGAGCAAAAUUUGACGUGAUUGGAAGCGUAUCAUUAGGUGAAUCACUUCUUCACACAGCUCUAAGAGAACAUGAUAUUGUAACAAGUGAAUAUCUCGCAAAGAAGAAUCCAAAAAUUAUUUUGAAAAAGAAUCAGAGAGACGAGGUGGCAUUGUUUAAAGCGCUUCACGAUUUCAGACCAACAGGUACUAACAAACAAAUGACAGUCUCAGUUCCAGGGAAUCCAAACUCACCACCAAAAAACACCAAUGUAAAAUCAAACAAAAUUGUUAGAGAUUCAAAUACUCUUGGUAGUCAUGCCGCCACACUAAAAGAGUUCUUGGAAAAGGCUCCUGAAUGGUUUGGCAAUGAUUUACUCGAGAAAGCUGUCACAUGUAAGAAUAGUUUUGGAAGAAAUAUUUUACUUGAAUCUGUUGCCAUUAAUGAUAUUGACUCAACGAAAGUAAUUUGUGACUACAUUUCCAGAAAAUUGGAAAUGUGUGUUGGAAGGACAAGGAAACAAUUUGAGGAUAUGGUGUUUGAGCCAGAAAAGAUCAAUUCCAUGAACAUUCUUCAACUAGCUACUCAAAUCUCACUUCAAGUUUGUACUUACAGGUCUGAAGAAACAUUUGUUGUAUAUAAUGGACUUUGUUGGCUUUUUGAAUGGUUAAAGAAGACUUUUUCUAUGUCAUGUCCUCAUGCUCUCGCACAGUUGUUCACCUCAAAAGAUGCAAAAGGAAGAACAGCCAUAGAAAUAGCUGCCAAAGAAGUCGAAAACAAUUUCUCCUGUCAUAUGUUCCAUCAGUUACUGUGUGAAACUGAAUUGACCUGGAAAUCCCUUGUCCCAGCUUUAACUUCUGAAAAUUCUUUGCCCUCAAUCAACAUCAGUUCACCCUCAAAGAGUGGUUCCUCAUCCUCAGAGACCAUGACACUCUCUCCAUCGCCGUCUUUUUCUUCCAAUAUCAACAACAAUGGCAACCAGGGUGGCUUCUUUUCCAAACUGAAAUCGAAACUGCAAAAACGUAAUUCCUCAAGGAAUCUCAAAGAAUAA